Molecule: messenger RNA, 3083 nt
Organism: Oncorhynchus mykiss (rainbow trout)
Lineage: Eukaryota; Metazoa; Chordata; Actinopteri; Salmoniformes; Salmonidae
Product: matrix remodeling-associated protein 8
Biological process (GO): cell differentiation; cell adhesion
Cellular component (GO): cell surface; membrane
Source: RefSeq, a predicted model, not a curated record
CAGGCAAACCAAGGAGGGUUAGUUCGGGUCUGUUCGUUUCACUAACUGAGGCUGUUUGGUUCAGUCGCUGAAUGCAGUGAAAAGUUUACACAGCUCAUCAGACAGUCGCUGUUUUCGUGGGCCGAGGAACAACUGAGCUGACGGAUGAGCGGACAUUGUUGUUUUUUUCCUCAGGUGUGACUGGCAAUAGGUGUAGGCAACAAAAGUGCCUGCUCCUUUGUAAACAACAGAGAUUUGAGAUGAAGAUACCGGACGUGAUUCAAGCCCUCCUCUUGGUCCAAAUCCCUGCGGCCUUCCUCUUCACUGCUGUGUUGGCUCAGUCCGACAGCAGCAGUGUGGUUGUUGCGGGCUACAACGUGAGCGCCCCCACUGGCUCUAGGGUGGUACUGCAGUGUGUGAGCGGGCGCAUGGUGUGGACCAGGGACAGUCUGAAGGACAGACAGAGGGUGGUCCACUGGGACCUGUACCGCCCAGGGCCAGACUAUGCCAUGGAGAGGGUUGCAGACAUGUUCUCUGCUGGAGACCAGCGCAUCUAUAACGGACACAACCAGGGGAGGGUCAGCCUCAGCCAAUCAGCUUUCAACGACGGAAACUUCUCUCUCGUCAUCAGAGACAUUGCGAUAAGUGACCGAGGCCUGUACUCCUGUAACCUGCACCAUCACUACUGUCACCUGUAUGAAACGAUCAGAAUACAAGUCAACGUCACCAAGUCACGUCGUAAGGAGCAGCGGUUCUGGGACGGUCAGAAAGCUGUGUUUGUGGUGUUGGUAGGCAGCACGGUGGUGUUGCCGUGUGUGAAUCGCCGCUCUGUGUGGACAGAAGAUGGCAGUGAGGAGGAACAGCAGGUGGUGCAUUGGGACCGGCAGCCUCCGGGUGUUCGUCACGACCGUGCAGACCGUCUGAUAGACCUGUAUGCCUCUGGGGAGCAGCGCAGCUACGGACCCCUGUUCCUACAGAGGAAGAUGAACAUUAGCGCUGAGUCCUUCACACAGGGAGACUUCUCUCUGGCUAUCUCUGCCCUGCAGCCAGGAGAUCAGGGUCUGUACACCUGUCACCUACAUCAUCACUACUGUGGUCUUCAUGAGAGAAGACAGUUUCAGCUCACCGUAGGCCCAGCUGAGCCUCAGGCUACUGUUGCCCCCAGAGCACUGCCCAACCAAGACAAGGAGGAUAGCAAGGCUGAGGCGCCACGUGUCAUCAACGUCAUCCUGCCCGAUCAGCGACAUCAUUUCCUGCUGCCCCUUGGCUACAUCCUGACGACACUCCUCCUCCUGGCCUUCAUUGUGCUCAUCAUCAUCAUCGUUACCCAGCGACGCAAGACCAAAGCGGUGGAGUUUUACCCACAGACAUCUAUGAGAUCCAACAGGGGUGACAUGGCCACCAAUGAGUUUGAGAUGGACGUUCCUGAAGUCAAGACGUGCAACCAGGAGGAGAAUAAACUAGACUACAAAAACAACCUGCUGAGGGAGAAGGUUCAAAUGUCCACCCUGCCCAAAGUCAUCGACCUGGACAAAGAGAUGGAGAAGGUGUAUUGGAAAUGAGAGGGGAGUCAGCUUGCCGCUGGCUGGUCCAGAGGCAGACGCUACAGACACAGGUUGCAUUCCAAACCAACCCCUAGGCCCUCAGCUACUGGUGUUUCAGUGUACUGUAGGGAUGUCCACUCUACUCCACUAGACCAACCCCUAGGCCCUCUGCUACUGUUGUUUCAGUGUACUGUAGGGUUGUCCACUCUCCUCCACUAGUCCCACCUCUACAUUCCACCUCAAGUUAGACCCUUCACUCACAUUUGAUAACCACAAUGGGAUUGUAAAUCUUACUGUAUGCUUCACAGGUGAAACAGUUUGAGCAUAUAUUAUGACAACAUGUUGUGACGUUUUUGUUCGUUUUGAUGUUCGGCAGGUUCAUGCACACAAAACAUUUUCUUGAGGCAAGUCAAAGUUCGGUAGUCGAAGUCUACACCCUUUUUGUCGGUGAUUGGUCAACUUAACUACUCCUAGUAGGAAUGGGAACUAUUGAAGGGAUUCUUGAAAGAAGUGUUUGUUGUCAUUUUUUCACGCGACUAAGAUCUCCUCGUCCAAAACGCCAAUUUAUUACAGAUUUCUGGAUUUAUCUUCGAUUAAUUCUGACUAUUUUGAGGAAGUGUAUACUGGCUAUGUUGUUGCUUCGGCGUCUCGUGUUUUUUUCUUGUUUUUCAAGCGAAGGUCUUUUAAGGGAGUAUGUGAGGUACAGACGUUUGCUUAACUUAGCCGAGUUCUGCUAGGAGCAAAGCGAACCUAGUACGUGGGCGCCUUUAAACAGUUAAACAGCAAUACUAUUACCUUCUUAUUGUUACAAUUAUGUCAUUGGUUGCAAAAACUGCUGUUGUGGGAAGGUAUUUAUUUACAAAGAUGCACAGGGUUUAAAUGACAGGGUUACCGAAGCCCAGAGUUUUUCCCAAGUUAGGUUAGAUGGUUAGGGUAACUCCAGUCCCUAUGAGGCAGGCACCUGUGUUCUCUCAGCACCACUGAACCCUCUAGAGGGGAGUGAAGACCAUGACUUCUUCAGACAGCAUUACACGCUACAGAUAUAAGUUAUCCUUAGACACAGACCUAGGAUCAACGUACAAUCCCAACAUUAACCAUUAAGAGGGAACAAUGCAUAACUGGCCAUAGAUCUGUUGUGUACGGGCAACUUGAUCCUACUCCGCUUCACAUUCGCAACUACAGUAUAUACAGUAAUUGUUAAUAAAAACCUAUUGUGAGUGAUCAUACUGCCAUCACAUGACUAUAUUGGUGUAUUGUACAGUCACCUUUUGACUGACUAGGUCGUCAUUGUAAAAUAUAACUAGUUUUCAAUGACUUACCUGGCUAAACAGAAUAAAAUAAAGUGAUACAAGUGUAAUUUUCUAAUAAAUAAGCCAUUGCAUUGCACAUUAUGAACUGUUUGUAUUUGUGUACUCUGAUGCUUUAUGUUACUAUUGUAUUGUAUCGUUAAUGGACUGAAUCCCUUAUAUCCGUUAAGUUGACACUUUCCUGUAUCAUGUCUCCUUGUCUACAUAACAAAUAGCUUAUUGGGACAAUAAAGAUCUACUCUACCCAACUCUA